Molecule: messenger RNA, 720 nt
Organism: Closterium sp. NIES-65
Lineage: Eukaryota; Viridiplantae; Streptophyta; Zygnematophyceae; Desmidiales; Closteriaceae
Source: the annotation of a GenBank genome assembly
AUGCUGCCUGCUCCCAAGCCCGUGACAGAAGACGCUGAAAUCCUUCCUCGCCCCGCACCGUCGUUUCGCGAGGAUCUGGCGUCUCUGCCUGGCAACGAUGGUCGCCAGGCUCCCUCACUGCCUGCACCUCUUCUUGUCGAGCCGCCUGCCCCUCUCGCUGCGGCGUCUGAUGUGACUGCUCCGUCUGGCGCUCCUCUGGCUGCCGAUCCCGCCGCUCCGCCGGUGGCCGCCGAGCAGACGGUUGUUGCUGACGGCGUGGCGGUCCAGCCGGAGGGGUCCGCCACCACUGACGUCCAGGGCCAGUCGGCCCUUCCCGCCUCUUCGGCUCCCCCGUCUGGACCGCCUCCGACGCUGGCGCCUCCUCCGCCUGUGCAGGCGGGAUCUGCUCCUGUUGCCUGGCCUGUAGUUGCUCCGCCAACUCCCCGCGCGGUGGAUCUGUCUGUGUCGCCUGCGGCCGUUCCCGGUGUGCCAGUGGUGGCAAAUCCCUCUGCGCCGUCUGCCCCACAUCCGCAGUCUCCUGGCCGUCGUCAGCAGCGGCCCCAAUCCCCCGCACGUCAGGCUGAGCGCGCGACGUCCCGGCGCCGCCUCCAUUCCCCUCGUCAUGCAUUUAAAUGGGUCACAAGCACACCCCCCUCUGCUUCUCACCGCACCCAUGUACCCCUCCCCUGCCGCCACCCCUCCUCCUCCCGUCACCAUGUUCCUCUCUCCCUGGCACCCUAA